AUGGCUUCUGGGUCCGAACCAGUGAAAAACAUAGUUCUGGUGGGGCGUGCAGGCAAUGGAAAAAGUGCCACCGGGAACUCAAUCAUUAGAAGACCAAUAUUCACAUCAGGUACCCAAGCAACAGGUGUUACAAUGACAUGUCAGACAUUUAGAACUGUGACACCAGGUGGCUCCAUAAUCAAUGUGAUUGACACUCCAGGUUUGUUUGAUUUGAUAACGAAACCGGACGUUAUCAGUAAGGAAAUCGUGAGAUGCCUUGCUCUGGCAGAAGAAGGACUACAUGCAGUGGUGCUGGUUCUAUCUGUGAGAACUCGGAUUACGAAAGAGGAAGAAGACUCUCUUUGCACGCUGCAGAUCCUCUUUGGGGCUAAAAUCCUUGACUAUUUGGUCGUUGUAUUCACCGGUGGGGAUGAGUUGGAUAGUGAUAACCAGACGUUGGAAUCGUAUUUGUCCGAGUGCCCUGAUUUUCUCAAGAAUAUCUUCAGCCUAUGUGGCCACAGAAAGGUUUUGUUUUAUAACAGGACUAAGGAUGAAGACCAGAAGAAUAGACAAAUCCAGCAGCUUCUCGACCAUGUUGCAGCUAUUGGAAGAAGAAAUGGUGGAAAACCAUUUACGGAACAGAUGCACCGUCAGAUAAAGGAAGAGACUAUGAGACACAGAAAAGAGGAAGAAGAAGCAGAAGCUAGGUAUCUAGCAACAGAGAUAGAACAAGUGAAAAGGGGGUUAAAGGAGGAGCAUGAGCGUAAAAUGAGGGAAAUGGCAACGAUGAUGGAGGACGUAAUAAAAGAUGCUUGGGAGGCCCACCAGAGAAUGCUACGUUUAAUGGAUAACAUGGGGUCAAGAAAAAUGUGCAACAUUAUGUAA
This is a messenger RNA of Microthlaspi erraticum, 864 nucleotides long. The record is from the annotation of a GenBank genome assembly. NCBI's taxonomy places the organism in Eukaryota, Viridiplantae, Streptophyta, Magnoliopsida, Brassicales, Brassicaceae.